AUGCAGGCCAUUUUGCUGAAUGGACCCCAAGCUCAAUCUGCUUCUCUAUUCAAGUCACAGCCUGAAGCUGCCGAGGACAGCGACGAAGGCACAGAUGACGCACCUGUCACUGGCUACGGCGGCGGCCAUGGCGUUCGUAAGACUAUCCUCGAUCCUGCUGCAGCUGCUGCAAAACUUGCCAAAGAUACACAAAGGGCACAAGCAUACAAAGAGCUCUCCGAUACAGUCAAUGCUAUGCGUCAUGCUGAGGAUUACUCCUCCGAUGCCUUUGCAAAUACUCUGGCACUGCUCAAGCUGAAUCCUGAGUACUACACCAUCUGGAACUACAGACGCAACAUCUUCCUGAAAGGUCUCUUUCCUGCUUGUGACAAGGAUGCUCAAGCCAAGCAAGAUCUCAUAACUAGCGAGCUCAAAUUGCUCCAAGCGAUUCUUCAAGAUUACCCAAAAGUAUACUGCCUUUGGGUCCACCGCAAGUGGUGCCUCGGUCAAUGUCCUUGGCCAGAUUGGCAGCGAGAGUUAAUGCUUGUCACGCGUAUGCUAGAACAAGAUGCACGCAACUUUCACGUCUGGGAGUAUCGUCGGUAUGUGGUUGGCCAACUGGAACAAGCUGAAGAGCGAAGCCUGGCAGAACGUGAGUUUGAGUACACCACCGCUGCCAUCUCUCACAACUUUUCAAAUUUCUCCGCUUGGCAUAAUAGAACGAAACUCAUUCCAACAUUAUUGCUUGAAGCAGGCGAUACUGCAGAUGUACGAGAAGGGAGACGUGCUCAACUGCUAAAAGACGAAUUGACAUUGCUCAAAGAUGCCCUCUUCACUGAUCCAGAUGAUCAGUCUGUUUGGCUCUAUCACAAAUGGCUACUCAAUCCAGACUCUGGCCCAGCUGAACAAUUCCCUCUCGCUCCUCAAGAUGUAGCAGCACGGAUUGCUUUGUUGCAGCAGGAACUUGAAAUGAUUGAUGCAUUGCUGGAGGAAGAGCCGGGCCAUGUCUGGUGUUUGGAUGCGCGGUGCGUCUAC
Molecule: messenger RNA, 1014 nt
Organism: Protomyces lactucae-debilis
Lineage: Eukaryota; Fungi; Ascomycota; Taphrinomycetes; Taphrinales; Protomycetaceae
Product: rab geranylgeranyltransferase alpha subunit
Exons: 1
Biological process (GO): protein geranylgeranylation
Cellular component (GO): cytoplasm; Rab-protein geranylgeranyltransferase complex
Molecular function (GO): Rab geranylgeranyltransferase activity
Source: RefSeq, a predicted model, not a curated record